UCCAAAUGAGCCCCCAGUAGCACCUUUUUGUUCCUAGGAGUAAAACUACGUGAACAGCGCCAUCUUUUGGAAAACAUAAGAUUUAGUUUUUUGUGUUUCUAGUUCAUUUUGGACAAAUUUGAACGCAAUAUUCUUCCAGUUUGUUUUAAAUAUAACUAAUUUCGUGGUCUCAGUCAAAAAGCUAACGUUUGCCGGUUUAGCUGAAAUGGCCAAAAGGCUGCUUUGCUCUCCAAACCAAAGUGACGUCGUCAGUUUGAAAUUUCGAGAAGCUUCUUCUGAGCUGCUCACUGAUUUUCUGUUUAAUUUCAACAAAAGGAACAAAGACAGUCUCAACAGUUUAUCAGAAUGUAGCGGCACCUUUAAGAAUAAAAGACUCAUAGAGCACAUCCUCCUGAUAUCCAGAGAACUGAGACUUGACCCGCUGGCUGGAUACCACGCUAUUGAAUUACUUCAAAGGUUCAUGGUGAAGCACCUUACAGAUUUGCUCACCACGCCCACUCCUCCAGGUGCAGCUGGUGAGCAACCAAGAAGUUACGAAGAUGCUAUUUUUGCCAAGCUCAAAGACAGAUUCCCCCUCGUCGUCUUCUCCUGUGUGCAGCUCGCGAGCAAAAUGUCUUUGCACAGUCAUAUGAUUGACAACAACACUGCGGUGCGCUUUCUGCACUCAGCCGGCCACCGUGUUUCCAAACAGACUGUCCUAGAGUCGGAGCUGAUGGUCUUGAAAGGGCUUGAGUUCAACGUAAAUGUCACAAACCCUAUGACGUACGUGGAAAUACUCCUGGAGGUGCUCGGACACAACGAGCCGUCCAUCCCUGUGGACCGACUUUAUCACCACUGCCAGCAUGUUGUCCAGUUCAUCAGCCUGCAGAGGACGGCCAUCUUCGACACCUUGUUAACGACGACCACUCAGUGUGUCGAGCCAUCCAUGGAACAGAGAGAGAAGUUUGUGACAGUGACAGAAGACUGCAUGCUCCUUGGUGUUGGUGUCAUCGCCGUGGCUACAUUCAUCCUCCAUUUCAGAAAAUGGAAGCAGGUAGUCGGAGAACUGAGCCACAUCACUGGAAUCUCAGGGAGGAGCAUCAGUGAAUUCGCUCAUGUGACAUUGGUGCACAUAGUCGGUACUGGUUUCCCUCAAUUAUAAACUUUAAUCCUGACAACUAAUCCACUGAACACUUCAUAGGAUUUUUUUUUUUUUUUAUGGUUAAGUUUGUAGAUGUUGACACAGCAAAGAAAAUCUGUUUACUAGAACAUACCUGAAUAAUUUUACCUGUCCUUUCUGUUAAGCAAGAUUAAUUUAAAUGUUACAGAUGAAACGUUUACCUGUCAGCAUAUAUUAAUUUCUACAUCUGAUUUAGCGUUAUUAUAGCAAAACAGUAGCUUCAUAUACUGAUCCACUCGACUGAAUUAAAUGCGUUGUAGUUUACUGUAAUACUGAUGUGUUUUGUGUCACAAUUUGAACUGAACUUGGACUUGUGUUUUGAGAGGGGGGUCCUCGUCUCUGAAUCUUCCAGAGAUGCUUGAAAAUGCCUUUUUUGGCAAAAUCAGUCUGCAGAGAGA
This is a messenger RNA of Amphiprion ocellaris (clown anemonefish), 1557 nucleotides long. RefSeq names its product cyclin N-terminal domain containing 1 (gene cntd1). Gene Ontology annotation, cellular component: site of double-strand break. NCBI's taxonomy places the organism in Eukaryota, Metazoa, Chordata, Actinopteri, Pomacentridae. The transcript has 7 exons. Gene Ontology annotation, biological process: reciprocal meiotic recombination. Bases 206 to 1141 code for a protein of 311 amino acids. The record is from RefSeq and is a predicted model, not a curated record.